Molecule: messenger RNA, 597 nt
Organism: Saccharomyces cerevisiae S288C
Lineage: Eukaryota; Fungi; Ascomycota; Saccharomycetes; Saccharomycetales; Saccharomycetaceae
Gene: SNM1
Product: Snm1p
Exons: 1
Coding region: 1-597 (198 amino acids)
Biological process (GO): RNA processing
Cellular component (GO): endoribonuclease complex; ribonucleoprotein complex; nucleus
Source: RefSeq, marked reviewed
AUGAAUAAAGACCAGGCAGAAAAAUAUCAAGAACGGAGUCUGCGACAAAAAUACAACCUACUACAUGUACUGCCAACACUGAAUUCCAGAGCGUUAUCGGGACUAUACUAUAAAAAUUUUCAUAAUUCUGUGAAGCGAUAUCAAAUCAUGCUGCCAGAACAACUGAAAAGUGGGAAAUUUUGCUCCCAUUGCGGGUGUGUUUACGUUCCUAAUUUUAACGCAAGUCUUCAGUUAACGACUAAUACCGAGCAAGGUGACUCCGACGAACUUGGCGGCGAGAGUAUGGAAGGACCAAAAAAAUGUAUCCAGGUUAAUUGCUUGAAUUGUGAAAAGUCUAAAUUGUUUGAGUGGAAAUCUGAGUUCGUUGUUCCAACAUUUGGACAAGAUGUUAGUCCGAUGAUCAAUAGUACCAGCAGCGGGAAGGUUUCGUACGCGGUAAAGAAGCCCCAAAAGAGUAAAACUAGUACUGGUAAGGAGAGAUCCAAGAAGAGAAAGUUGAACUCACUUACAAACCUUUUAUCGAAAAGAAAUCAAGAGAAAAAAAUGGAAAAGAAGAAAAGUUCGUCACUGUCAUUAGAAAGUUUUAUGAAAAGUUGA